Molecule: messenger RNA, 2295 nt
Organism: Uloborus diversus
Lineage: Eukaryota; Metazoa; Arthropoda; Arachnida; Araneae; Uloboridae
Gene: CngA
Product: cyclic nucleotide-gated cation channel subunit A-like
Exons: 5
Coding region: 310-2163 (617 amino acids)
Biological process (GO): monoatomic cation transmembrane transport
Cellular component (GO): intracellular cyclic nucleotide activated cation channel complex; plasma membrane
Molecular function (GO): cGMP binding; intracellularly cGMP-activated cation channel activity; intracellularly cAMP-activated cation channel activity
Source: RefSeq, a predicted model, not a curated record
ACUAAAGAAGAAGAGAAAGAUCUUAGCCAAAGUAGCGUAGCUGGUCCAUCCUCAAGUAAGUCAGUUGUACCUUCCAUUACGGCCGAAGAAGAAGAAGCUAUUCUGAGUGCAAUUGAAAAGACACCAACGACCGCGGCGACAGUAAAGCAGUUGACGAAGCUUGAAAUUGAAGCAAAAUUUUCUGAAAUAGUCCCUGCCCCUCCACCAGAAGACCCUAGAGAGUUAGACGUUUUAGAAAAUGGGUUUCGGAGCUCAAAUAAUCAACGGCCGAGGGCAACAUUUUCAUCACAAGUCAUCACUAUUGAACAGAUGUGUGAGGAAACCGACAGUUCGGCAAGACGUUUCAGUGUUUUUAUCCGAUUAUUCACAGCUUUAAGGGCAAUUCGCUUACCUAGGAGGCGUGCGAGGGAUUUAGAAAGAACCGAUUCUUUUUUGGAGAAGUUUUCUAAUGGACCCAAGCCUACGCAACCAAGCGACGAAGACAUUCCAACACAUUGCUGGGGAAGAACCUUGGUGGUGGAUCCAUCAGAAAACUUCCACUACCGAUGGUUAUCUGUGAUUUCUAUUGCCUUGGUCUACAAUGUUGUCAUGAUAGUCGGACGAAGUGUCUUUUGGGAGCUGCAGCGACUCUCGCCAAUUACAUGGUACUGCCUGGAUUACGUGUGUGAUGCAGUCUACUUCAUCGAUAUGGUUAUACAUGCAAGAACAGGGUUCCUGGAGCAAGGUUUGUUGGUUCGGGACUCCACUCAACUCUUGAAAAACUACAUUCAUUCUCAUCAGUUUAAGAUGGAUGUUUUAAGCUUAGUUCCAACUGAUCUGAUGUACCUGAUCACAGACACUACAUGCAAUCUGCAUGUACCUUGCGUAAUCAUUUUUAGAUUAAAUAGAUUACUUCGUUUUCAUAGAUUACUUGAAUUUUUUGAUCGGACAGAAACUAGAACUAACUUCCCAUAUGCCUUUCGAAUCGCUAAGCUGAUUUUCUACAUUCUUGUCAUAAUUCACUGGAACGCUUGUUUCUAUUUCGCUGUCAGUUAUGCCAUAGGUUUCGGAACAGACACUUGGGUGUACAACAUGUCCACUCCACGAUUUGCUUCGCUCACUCAUCAGUACAUAUAUUGCUUUUACUGGUCAACAUUAACUCUCACAACGAUUGGAGAAAUGCCUUCUCCUGUAAGAGAUGUUGAAUACAUAUUUGUUGUGGUUGAUUUCUUAAUUGGAGUACUAAUCUUUGCAACUAUUGUAGGUAAUGUUGGAAGUAUGAUUACUAACAUGAAUGUAACACGGUCAGAGUUUCAAAGAAGAAUGGAUGGCGUAAAGCAAUACUUAGAAUUUAGGAAAGUGAGUAAAGAACUUGAGAAUAGAGUCAUUAAAUGGUUUGAUUAUUUAUGGAUUAAUAGGCAAUCUUUAGAUGAAGAUGAUGUAACGUCAGUGCUUCCGGAUAAAUUAAAAGCAGAAAUUGCAAUUCAUGUUCAUAUGGAUACUCUAAAACGAGUUAAAGUGUUUCAGGACUGUGAACCUGGGCUGCUCGUACAACUGGUGCUUAAGUUGAAAUUGCAAGUUUUUAGUCCUGGUGAUUAUAUAUGUCGAAAAGGAGAUGUUGGAAAAGAAAUGUACAUAGUGAAAAGAGGGAAACUUCAUGUUGUUGGAGACGAUGGGAAAAAAGUGCUUGCUACAUUGAGUGAAGGAUGUGUUUUUGGUGAACUCAGCAUUUUGAACAUUUCAGGUGUGAGGACGGGAAAUAGAAGAACAGCAAAUGUUCGUAGUUUUGGAUUUUCCGAUUUGUUUUGUUUAUCAAAAGAAGACCUUUGGAAUGUCUUAGCUGAGUAUCCUGAAGCUCAAAAAAUGUUGAUUGAAAGAGGAAAACAAAUUUUAAUCAAAGAUGGGCUCUUAGAUGAAAAAGAUGCCAAGAGUCACGAGAUAGAUGAGAAAAACCUUCAUGCUCGUUGCGAUAAACUUCAAAUAGCAUUAGAUAAUUUACAAACCAGAUUUGCAAGACUUUUAAAUGAAUACACAAGAUCUCAAAAGCAAUUUAAACAAAGAUUGUGUCGCUUAGAAACUAAACCUUUACAAUCACCACCCGAAAAAUAUGCAAUGCAUGGCUUUGCUGCAGCAGCUGUACAUGUGUCUUCUACUGAUAAUGCCACAGAAUACCUCGAUAGUUAGCAAAAAAUAAACUGAUAUAUUUAGGUGAUUUUUUAAAACAUUCAGAAAAAGAAAACAUACAAGAUAAAUGUAUCUUGAAUUUUACUGUUGCAAUUUACUUUUGAUUUGUUCAAAAGAGAAAAGUAAUUAGUU